AUGCUCCGCGCGGCUAUUUCAAGACCGUUGUCACGAUCUAUUAAUGAACUCCCCCUACGCACGAUAUACAGCAAUGGCCCAUUUCCUACAAAGCAUCUACUAGCUCCGACAAGAUAUGGUAUCCUGGGCAAUAUUACCACUUUGAGGUUUUCCACUGUUUCGUGCCUUAGGAAAGCACAAAACCCUACAGGACCUGUAGAAACUCAAAAGCAACCUUUGAAUGUAUCGCAAAAAAAUGAAAAGCUUCCUGCUGGUGUACCAAAUGUAAAUUCAGAGUCAAACAAGAAAGAUACCGAUGUGACGAGCUGGGUGAUAAUUAGAGAUAUGAUUCAAUAUGUCUGGCCCAAAGGUAAGCUGAAUCUUAAAAUUCGAGUAGUCUCGGCCUUGUUUCUUCUCGUUGCCGCAAAAGUGUUCAAUGUCCAAGUCCCAUUUUAUUUUAAGUCUAUUAUAGACACCAUGAAUACAACGGUUGUUCAUGAGUUGGGUGCGCUCUGGACCUCCGUUGGUGCCGUAAUAUUAGGUUAUGGCCUGGCUAGGGUUUUCGCAACAGUAUUUCAAGAGUUAAGAAAUAGUGUCUUUGCUUCUGUAUCUCAAAGUGCCAUUAAAAGUGUUUCCAGUAAUGUUUACCAGCAUUUGCUAAAUUUGGACAUGAAUUUUCAUUUAUCGAAACAAACAGGAAGCUUAACUCGAGCCAUGGAUCGAGGAACUAAAGGAAUUAGCUUUGUGUUGUCUUCGCUUGUCCUACAUAUCAUCCCCAUUACUCUGGAAAUUGGCAUGGUAAGUUCUAUCCUAACUUACAAAUAUGGUGUCUCUUUUGCUGGUAUUGCAGCAGCUACAGUCGCCUUGUAUUCUCUAUUUACGGUCAAGACAACCUCAUGGAGAACAGCAUUCCGACGUCAAGCGAAUGCAGCUGACAACAAGGCUUCUGCUGUCGCUAUCGAAUCCCUCAUAAAUUAUGAAGCUGUCAAGACAUUCAACAAUGAACCCUACGAAUUGAACCGGUAUUCCAAACAUCUUUCCACUUUUGAAAAGGCAAAUAUCCGUGUUGCUUCAUCCUUAGCAUUUUUGAAUAGUGGGCAGGCAAUUAUAUUUUCGACUGCUCUUACUUUGAUGAUGUGGAUGGGGUGCCGAGGAAUUGUCUCAUCAAACUUGAGCGUUGGUGAUUUAGUUAUGAUUAAUCAGUUAGUAUUCCAGUUAUCGAUUCCCUUAAACUUUUUAGGUUCGGUUUACCGUGAAAUGCGUCAGGCCUUCACAGACAUGGAGCACUUGUUUUCCUUGAAGCAAAUUAAUAUACAGGUGAAAGAUGCCCCAAACGCCAAAGACUUGGCUAUGAAGGGAGGUUCCCUACAAUUUGACAACGUUUCAUUUGCAUAUAAUCCUAAUCGUCCGAUUUUGAAAGACUGCUCAUUUCAUAUCCCAGCUGGCAACAAAGUGGCUUUUGUUGGUCCCAGUGGAUGCGGAAAGUCAACACUAUUACGGCUUUUAUUUCGGUUCUAUGAUGCCAAUUCCGGUAAAAUUAUGAUUGACGGGCAACCAUUAACUUCAAUUACAAUUAAAUCCUUAAGGGAUGCAAUUGGGGUAGUUCCACAAGACACGCCUUUAUUCAAUGAUACAAUUAAGUAUAAUAUAGGUUAUGGAAACCCGAAAGCUUCGGAAGAAGAAAUUAUUCAAGCAGCAAAGCGAGCUCAGAUCCAUCACAUAAUAGAAACCUUUCCAGACGGUUAUGAAACAAAAGUUGGUGAGCGAGGUCUAAUGAUAUCAGGAGGAGAAAAGCAGCGGUUAGCUAUUUCUCGAUUAUUGUUAAAAAAUCCAGACAUUCUAUUUUUUGAUGAAGCUACCUCUGCUCUUGAUACCUCAACUGAAAAAGAGCUCCUUCAGAAUGUAAACUCACUUAUACAAAAGUCAAGAAAAACAAGUAUCUUCAUAGCUCACCGACUGAGGACUAUAAAAAAUUGCGACAUUAUAUAUGUGCUUAAAGACGGACAGGUGGUUGAGCAAGGAACUCACGAAGAACUAUUAAAAUUAAAUGGUGUUUAUGCCUCUAUGUGGCAUUCACAGGAGAGCAUAGUGGAUGAUGGAACAUUCACCAAGAAGGAAUAG
Messenger RNA from Schizosaccharomyces osmophilus, 2100 nucleotides. RefSeq names its product mitochondrial iron-sulfur cluster exporter Atm1 (gene atm1). Gene Ontology annotation, cellular component: mitochondrial inner membrane. Gene Ontology annotation, molecular function: ATP hydrolysis activity; ABC-type transporter activity; ATP binding. The record is from RefSeq and is a predicted model, not a curated record. The transcript has a single exon. Lineage: Eukaryota; Fungi; Ascomycota; Schizosaccharomycetes; Schizosaccharomycetales; Schizosaccharomycetaceae. Bases 1 to 2100 code for a protein of 699 amino acids. Gene Ontology annotation, biological process: transmembrane transport; intracellular iron ion homeostasis.